AUGCACUCACUGCACCCCUGCAGCAGCAGCAGCAGCAGCUCUCUGUCAAUCCGGGGCUGUACCGCGCAAACCAAACCUCUUCCUCCUCUGCUGGUGCGCGUCGAUGCGCGAAGUCGAACUAAACGAGCUGCAAAUUUUAAUUUGCAACCGCACCGUCUUACCGUUGCUACUCUGCGAUGCUUCGAGAGUGAGAGUAGCAAAUUCUUGCUUCUGGCUCUACUCGUGGCGCUGGUUCGCGGCGAUGGAAAACAGCAGGAAAAUGUUCUUCAGAAACAACAACAAGCUACCGCGAAGGUCACCGACGGAAACGACGGCGGCAGCGAGAAAUCCUCACUGGUCGGUGCUGACCGAGCGCAGAACAAACGUGGAGCUCCUGUCAUUCCGACAAUCAUUGGAAGCCCUCAGCAUACCUACAUAAAUCAACCGUCGGGAGCAGCUGGACUCGUUGCGACAUCCGUCACCAAUCAUCAGGUCGUUCCGGGGGCGGCCACGGCAACCAUUGCCGCCGUUGGUCCACUGGCGUACGCCACCAACUACGGACAGUCCCACCACGGUCUCGGGCAGCUGGAGCAAAGCACUGGAGCGGCCCAGACCGUGUAUCACAAAAUCAACUAUGUCGCACCGAAUUCCGCUCUCAAAGUUGCCACAUAUGCAGCACCGGUGCACUACGAUUUCGCCGGCACCCCCACCCUGGCCAAGUACAACUACGCGGCCGCCUCGGUUCCCCAGUAUCAGUACGCCCACUAUCCGCAGUAUCAGGUGUACCAACAUCAUCAGACACCGUCCGGGACGAUCAUCACAACGGCAGCCCACCCCGGUCUGAUCCAGCAGCAACCGGCAGCUGCCACGAUUUACACUGCCCAUCAACCGGCCGCGGCUACCAUCCACUACUCCUUGGCGGCGGCGGCGGCUCAACAGUUGCAACACCAAGCUCACGGCUACCAGGCAGCGGGUCCAUUGCAGUCACACUCCGGUCAAACGCCGGGUGCCACUACCGUGCACUACCAGCAGCAACAUCCGCACGGCGGCACGACUUCCCUCGUUGGCGUGCAGCCCCAGGUUCCGGUUGUCCAUCAGGUGCCGAUCGCUGCCUUCAAUCAGGUGCAUCAUGCAAAUCAGCUGUACGCGACUCAGGCACAGUUGGCGAAGUAUCCAGUCCCGACGGGGUCACCAAUCUACGGAACGGCUCUGACAUCGAACCAAAUCUAUCCUCACCAGCACCAGGCGACUAAUUACGCGGCAUACCAUGUUCCACUGGCCGCAAAACAAAUUGUUUCCACAGUGGCAGCUCCCACCGUCGCAACCCCGUCCCACAUUAAACAACUGAUCCCCGUGACGACGGCCUCAACAACCCACCAUCACGGCAAGGGAAUCAGUUAUGCCACAUUCACGCAGCAGGCGAAUCCUUCCAUAUUAUCACAUUUGCAAACACAUACUCCCUACUACAACACCGCAGCCUCCGCUUCUAAUUAUCAACAACUUCAGCAGCAGCAGCAACAACAGCAACAACAACAGCAGCAGCCACAAAUACAUCACUACCAACAACCACGACUGCAGAUCUACUCUACAGUGGCAACUCCGGUCCAGAAGUCCGGAAUACUCUACGCAGCUCCGUAUGCUCAAGCCUCGAUUCCGGCCGCCAUUUAUGCCACCUCCGCAACGCCUUUGCAUUAUCAACAACAACAACAACAACAACAACAGCAACUGCAACAGCAACAACAACAACAACAGCUACAACAGCAGCAGCAAUCUCAGCAAUCAAUUCAAUAUGGACCGCAGCUGUUCCAAACGCACCAGUCCUUCGCACCGCUAGCCAAAAUCACUUACACUCCGGGGGCGGCCACCCUGCAGAAAGGAUUCUACCCCAUCCAGUAGUGCAUUUGUCUUUGCUCCACCGGAUUCGUAUUCGUCCUCGACCCCACCCCGAAUUGCCCCCGCCGAGGUGAUUGGCCAUCGAUCUGAGUAGAUUUUACCUCCCGCCCUGCCCUGUGUAGUUCCAAAGGGCGACUUGGUUUCAAAUAUUUAUUGGUUAGGAAUUAGUCGUAAGUUUUGUUAUGUUUGCCAAUUAGGAUGUAGCUGUAGAUGACUGAGAAAUAA
This is a messenger RNA of Malaya genurostris, 2097 nucleotides long. RefSeq lists its product as uncharacterized. The transcript is spliced from 8 exons. The record is from RefSeq and is a predicted model, not a curated record. The coding region runs from base 1 to 1875 and encodes 624 amino acids. Lineage: Eukaryota; Metazoa; Arthropoda; Insecta; Diptera; Culicidae.